AUGAACUUAUAUACUCUAAUCGAUCCUUCUUGGCUUGUUAGAGCUAAAGAAGAAUUUGACCAAUCCAAACCUCUCAAUAACAUUCUCAAAAAUGUACCACUCAUCAACCACACAACAAAAGAGCACAUAGACAAAAUAACCUUCUACAAAUCAUUACUGUGUAAUCGUUUGAUUACCAUCAAACAAUUCUACGAGCAUACUACUAAGGCAGAGACAUUCAAGUCCCUCUAUAUACGACACCAUUCAAUACUUAUUGAAUGUAUUACUAUUAUUCAAAGACGCGACGAAGAUUUACUAGACCAAUAUCUCCAAGACUUGGUCCCUGGUCACGACCGAUCCCAAAUAAUAUCACCACCAAUUUCUUUUACUAAUCUUCUCACUAAUCGUUCUUCUACGCAAAGUACUGAUCAACAACAAAGCGCUACACCACUACAUGCUGCACCACAGCGACCACAACAAAGCGCUACACCACUACAUGCUGCACCACAACGCCAGCCACAACAAAGCGCUACACCACUACAUGCUGCACCACAACGCCAGCCACAACAAAGCGCUACACCACUACAUGCUGCACCACAACGCCAGCCACAACGCCUACCUCAUCAAGAUGUUGCACCACUACAUUCUGCACAAUUAAAUCCACCUCCUCACCCAAAACUUGGCAGGCCUAAGAGAUCCGUGCCUCCUACUCUUAAGCAGACUAUCUUAGCAUUAUUCGAACAGCAUGGUCGUCAUGGAGUUUCCCAAACUUAUGAGCUCUUAACAGCAGAUAUUGCUUAUGCGCAAUCCCAUUUAAUUGAUUUUCAAAAUAUGAAGUCUGGCAAUAUCCCCCAUCCUACACCUACGCAGCAGUGGUUCGAAAACAUUAAUCGGGCGCACCAGCUUAACAAUAUCACAAACUACAUCCCCUGUGAAUUAAAUCCCGAUGAUCCACCAGUUUCAUAUCCCCAGCAGCUUCUCAAUAUUCAGUAUCUCCCCGAUCCCCUCCCUCAGAUGCCCUCUCACCAUAUGGUUCAGCGUGUCUUUGAAGAACUCGGAAAGAUGGAGCGGCGUGGACCCAGAAAGCCAAAAGGAAGAACCCGGUAUGUGGCGUGCCUACCCAAUCAAAUCUGGCACGUCGACAUACACUUCCUUCAUGGGAACAGGAACGAGAUCCUCUACGCCGCAAUAG
Molecule: messenger RNA, 1171 nt
Organism: Trichomonas vaginalis G3
Lineage: Eukaryota; Parabasalia; Trichomonadida; Trichomonadidae
Exons: 1
Source: RefSeq, a predicted model, not a curated record